CUCCGCCUGCUGCCGCGGGAGGACGCAGCCGGGCAGCAUCCCGGGCUGCAGCUCUCUGUGGCCGUGGGGCGGGAGCCGGAGUGCGUUCGCUUUCUGCCGCCGGGCAGCUCUAUGCUCAGCCCCGGGAAGCAGGGACCUAGCAGAAGGCAGAGCGCAAGCGCCCCUCGCCUCCUGUCUGCAGGGUCAAGCAUGAGAGAGGAUGAGCCAGAGACCCACCCUGGUGCAUCUCUUUGCUGGAGGAUGUGGGGGUACUGUUGGUGCAAUUCUGACAUGUCCGCUGGAAGUUGUGAAAACACGGCUGCAGUCCUCCUCUGUUACUCUUUAUAUCUCUGAAGUUCAUCUCAGCACUGUGAAUGGUGCUAGUGUCAAUCGAGUAACGAGAGUAUCUCCUGGACCUCUCCAUUGCUUGAAGAUGAUCUUGCAAAAGGAAGGUCCUCGAUCUCUGUUUAGAGGGCUAGGUCCUAAUUUGGUAGGCGUUGCUCCUUCCAGAGCAAUAUACUUUGCUGCUUACUCAAAUUGCAAGGAAAAGUUGAACAAUAUUUUUGAGCCAGACUCUACCCAGGUACACAUGAUUUCAGCUGGAGUGGCAGGUUUUACUGCAAUCACAGCGACCAAUCCUAUUUGGUUAGUAAAGACACGAUUACAGCUUGAAGCAAGGAAUCGUGGAGAAAAGCGAAUGAGUGCUUUCGAAUGUGUCCGAAAAGUCUAUCAUUCUGAUGGAAUUAAAGGCUUUUACAGAGGAAUGUCAGCAUCCUACGCAGGCAUAUCUGAGACUGUUAUUCAUUUUGUUAUUUACGAGAGUAUUAAGCGAAAACUACUGGAAUUUAAGACUGCUUCUAGUAUGGAUGAUGAGGAUGAAUCUGUAAAAGAAGCUUCAGACUUUGUUGGAAUGAUGAUGGCUGCUGCAACUUCCAAAACCUGUGCCACAUCUAUAGCAUAUCCACAUGAGGUUGUACGAACAAGACUACGUGAAGAGGGAACAAAAUACAGAUCUUUCUUCCAGACACUGUCUUUGCUUGUGCGAGAAGAAGGCUAUGGAUCCCUCUACCGUGGUCUAACUACACAUCUAAUCAGACAGAUUCCAAACACAGCUAUAAUGAUGUCCACCUAUGAAGUGGUAGUCUACUUACUCAAUGGAUAGCAGUGUUACAAGGCUGUCUCUAGGACGUUGAAAGACCAAAAGAUUUCAGUGGACCACCAAAUAUCAGUGCCAGUGUGGUGGGCAGAAGAAAAAUAUUGAUCAGGAGCAGGCAGCUAUGGAUGAAACAGAAGA
This is a messenger RNA of Pelodiscus sinensis (Chinese soft-shelled turtle), 1273 nucleotides long. RefSeq names its product solute carrier family 25 member 36 (gene SLC25A36). Gene Ontology annotation, molecular function: pyrimidine nucleotide transmembrane transporter activity. Lineage: Eukaryota; Metazoa; Chordata; Testudines; Trionychidae. The record is from RefSeq and is a predicted model, not a curated record. Gene Ontology annotation, cellular component: mitochondrion. Gene Ontology annotation, biological process: pyrimidine nucleotide import into mitochondrion.